CAUGUGAUGCUGAACAGUGGCAAUAGUGUAGUAGUAAGACAGGUGCCUUCAGCUCAGUCUCUGCAAGGGGCGAGCACACACACACACACCCACCCCUACUCCUCCACACGUGUGGCUGCUGUGCGUGAGCGUGGAUUUAUUGCGGCUUUUUUGCCUUUAAGUCAGAAGCUGAAUGGCGUGGGACAGGUGCAACCAAGGCUUUGAGUGGAGUGAAUCAGAGUGUGCUGCUUUAGUUGGUGAAGACCAGCCCCUGUGUUCAGAUCUCCCAGAACUUGACCUUUCUGAGCUCGAUGUAAAUGACUUGGACACAGAAAACUUUCUGGGUGGACUCAAGUGGUACAGCGACCAAUCCGAAAUAAUUUCCAACCAGUACGGCAAUGAGUCAGCUGCUGCUCUCUUUGAGAAGAUAGAUGAAGAAAAUGAAGCUAAUUUGCUAGCUGCACUCACGGAGACUCUGGACAGUAUCCCAGUGGAUGAGGAUGGAUUGCCUUCAUUUGAUGCACUGACAGAUGGGGAUGUGACCAAUGUCAAUGAUCCCAGCCCUCCCUCAAUGCCUGACGGCACCCCUCCAACCCCAGAGGCUGAAGAGCCAUCUCUACUGAAGAAGCUCUUGUUGGCUCCAGCUAAUUCGCAGCUUAUCUACAACGAAUGCCACGGAGGCAGCAUGCGGACCCACGUGACCAAUAAUAACAAGAUUAGACCAAACACUGCUGUUGUCAAGACUGAGGCUACAUCGAGUAAUAAGCCGAGGAACAUUUGCCAACAACUGAAGUCCCAGGCACAGCGCCGUCCAUGCACAGAAUUGCUCAAGUACUUGACUGCAAGUGAUGACCCUCCUCAGUCUAAAUCAAAUGACCACAAAACUAGUAGUAAAGACAAAGGCAUCGCCAAAAAGAAGGUGCAAAUGCAAUCUCAACAGUCACAUCCUCUGCAAGCUAGACCAACUACUUUGUCCCUGCCCCUGACACCUGAAUCAACAAAUGAUCCCAAGGGCUCCCCUUUUGAGAACAAGACCAUUGAACGUACGCUGAGUGUACAACUCUCUGGUACUCCAGGUCUAACUCCACCAACCACUCCUCCACACAAAGCCAAUCAAGAUAAUCCCUUUAAGACUGCAGUCAAACAUAAGGCUACUUGCAGCUCUUCGGUACGCAGCCCACCACCAAAGAAAUCACGCUUAAGUGAUUCUGCCUCUAAUCCUCCGCCAAGCAGUCCUGCAAAGAAGGAUCCCGAACAAACUGAACUCUAUGCCCAGCUUAGUAAGACUUCAGUUUUACCCAGUGCACUUAGCCUUGGCCGAAAUGAGGAAAGGAAAAUGUCUCGGUCAAGCACACGGCUCUUUGGUGACCAUGACUACUGUCAGUUUAUAAUUGCAAAGGCAGAAUCUCUAAAUAUCAGAGAUCCCUUCAGAUCCCAAGAUCCCAAAGACAUUAAACUCCAAGGCUGCAAAGACCCCUUGUCUAGGCAGCAAACACAAAGCAUUCUCUCCGUCAGUCAAGUGUGCAGCAAAGAAAGUCAGCAACAUAAUAUGCAGCCCGCUUCCUUCUCUAAUAGCAAGACACAGCUAAAAGACCAAGAAAUCCGGGCUGAACUAAACAAGCACUUUGGCCAUCCUAGCCAAGCUUUCUUUGAUGAAGUAGAAGAUAAGGCAAGCCAUCAACGAGAAAAAGACUUUUGCUUUGAAUAUUAUUCCAAGCUGCCUGCAUAUCUCAAUGCAGGGAUGUCUAUGGACGGUGUGUUUGAUGAAAGUGAUGAUGAAACGGACAAAUUUCUCUAUCCAUGGGAUGGAACACCAGAUGGGUUCUUGUUAGAAAGAUCUUGUUCUCAUUCUUUGUCCAGCUCCCCAGGCAGUGAUUCUGUCUCCUCAGUAAAGGCUUUUGCCUCUUUUCAAAGAACACGCAGGACAAGGUCUAGAUCUAGGUCUUACCCAAGAUCUCGAGCUUCUUCUCGCUCCUCCUGCUCUCGUUCUCGAUCAAGGUCUCCGUACUGCAGAUCCUCCUCCAGAUCACAUCAAUGCUAUGAUUCAGGGCGCAAUAGGGUACAGCACAGGUCCCGUGGAAGCCCUUGCUCAUAUUCAAGGUCAUGCUCCAGGUCACCCUGUGCCCGCUAUAGUAGACCCAGGUAUGACAGCUAUGAAGAAUAUGAAAAUGAAAGACUGAAGAGGGAGGAAUAUCGACGGGACUAUGAGAAACGUGAAUUUGAAAGGGCAAAGCAAAGGGAGCGACAAAGGCAAAAGGCCAUUGAGGAACGACGCGUUAUCUAUGUGGGUAAAAUAAGGGGUGACAUCACACGCACAGAGUUGAAGAGACGAUUUGAGGUGUUUGGUGAAAUUGAGGAGUGCACUGUCCACUUGCGGGAGGAUGGUGACAACUAUGGUUUCAUCACAUAUCGUUACACCUGUGAUGCUUUUGCUGCCCUGGAAAAUGGACAUACUUUGCGAAGAUCUAAUGAGCCUCCAUUUGAAUUGUGCUUUGGUGGUCGUAGGCAGUUCUACAAGUCUAACUAUGCAGAUCUAGAUUCCAAUUCUGAUGACUUUGACCCUGCUUCUACUAAAAGCAAGUAUGAUUCGAUGGAUUUUGACACCUUGCUGAAAGAAGCACAAAGAAGCUUGCGAAGGUAACAGACGCCAAAUUUGCCACUCGUGAAGGAAGCUGCAGGACUUUGCAGGCAUCCUGCCAUUUACCAUUAAAGGACUUGCAUUAGUCAUCUCGGGAUCUAAUCCCUCUUUACACUCUGUACAAAUAAAGUUUACAUGAACACAGCUGCUCCAGUGUGUGAGGAAUCUGGAAGGAUAUCUAAUAAGAAACCUAAGGCACUUGAGGGUAUCCAAAAUGCAAGAACACAACCAAUAGGCUAGAAGAAGUUUUACACAUGAUAUACACAAUAAUCUGAUGGAAGGUGCAGCUUGUUCAGCAUUUUUUUCUCACAUUUGGAUGUGGUGUUACAUUACUGACAAAAGUUGGGGAUAAAUAUCUGGGGUGUUUCAGAUCUUUUAUUUACUAAAUGCUGAACUGUAGGUACAAACUUUACUAAUGUUAAAUUGAGUAUUUUUAUUUUGUGUAAAUAAAACAAUGUUCUUUUUUGUUUGUUACAGCUAUGCACUGUAAAUGCAGCCUUCUUUUCAGUAAUUAAGAAUGUAAUCACAAAUUAAACACUUAUUGGACAUUAAUAUAUUUAGAGAGUUCGGAAGGCACUAAACUGAGUAGAUGUGUAAAGCAGUUUGUAUGUGUUUCGAGCACCUGGACUGCUGCUCCUUUUCUGUACUGUAGCCUUUUACAAUGAGCUUGCAGUUGAAUGAUUUAGAGAGUGAGUCAUGACAGCAACCCCAUGGCUAUUUUUAAUCAUUGAAGGUGCUUUCAUUUUGUCCAUUACGUUAACCUAGAUCGAAGUUGAUAAAUCCGGAGAAUUUUUUUUAAUAAAAAAAGUUGCAUUUGAUUUGCUCUUGAUAUUCGGAAAAAAAAUAUUUCUGAUGUGUUAAUAAAUUGCAGAUCAUUCAUCACUUUCUUAUUAACUUAUUACAGUACCUAUUAUUUCUCUCCUCCACCCUCCCCCUCUGAAACUAUGACUAUUUUAAGGGAAGAUUAAAGCCAAACUGAAGGAUGGUUAUUUAAAGUUAGCAAUUACUAAGCCUGUCUUUGUUUAACUUUACUGAUCUGCUGAGAAAUGAGGAAACAAGGGUGGGAAAAUCUUUAGCUGCUUCCCUCCCCCUCCUAUCCCGUUUACACUAUGAAUCUAAAUGCAUUGUGCUUCCGCCUGAGGAAAGUGCUUUUUUUUUAGUUCAUUUCUCCAUCAAUGCUAAAAAUUUGUAUUAAGAGAUCCUAAUGGCUGUCAUUAGGAAAUUAUUUUCAUACGUUUGCUAAACUAAGUUGUCAACCUUAUAAGUAUACAGAUAGCAAUAUAAAAGGUUUUGACCCAGUCAUUCAUUAAUGUAGUACCACUGGUCUUUAUCUCUGCUCGCAAUAUUACUUAAUAGGUAAAAUUUCAGGUCUUUUAACUCAUUUUAUCAUAUGAUGCCAAACUGAGGUUUACAUUUUCUUCCCUGGAUUUUGAAUAUUCUCUUCUUUAUUGUAAUAGCAAGAUUGUAAAAAAAAUACAAAAAUAGCAAUAAAUGUUUAUUUUUAAAAUUCUAAUUUUAGCAUAUCAUUGUUGUGAGGUGGAGGACCAGGCACAUUACCCAGCCUCAUUAGGUGCUUAUUGUGUGUUUUAGGAAAUGUUAAUCUAACCUAUUGCUACUGAAGUAUUUCAUAGUUUUUGUGUGUAACAUUGGCUAACUAGAACAAAAUCAGUGAAACUGUGCAUUCAUAGCAACUGUUAGUUAUCAGCAAUUCUUUACAACUUGGGUAAUGAUGUUUUGUCCUGUCUAGCGACCGUGAUGAAGAUUUUAAUGAUUGUAAAAUAAAAUUUGCUCUGUAAAAUACUUAGAAUAGCAAUGUAUUAUAUCACUUGAUUAUUCAUUUUAACUGGUGUGACAGAUCCUUUAAUUAAGUAAAAUAAAAACCUAUGAGGAUACUGUGCUGUUUGUGGGUGACAAUGUAUCAAUGACUUUAGUUGAUGGAACCAUGCUGACCAGGAAAUCGGAGUAGAGAUGUCGUCUGUCUGAGCUUCCUUUUGGCUGACACUUCUACCUGUAUUGUGUGGUUGAACCAUUGUAUAAAAUUACUGUGAAUUUUUUUUUAAUGUGCAGUUCUCAUCAACCUCACCUAACUAAUAAAGGGAAACAAGGUUUCAAA
Molecule: messenger RNA, 4730 nt
Organism: Callorhinchus milii (elephant shark)
Lineage: Eukaryota; Metazoa; Chordata; Chondrichthyes; Chimaeriformes; Callorhinchidae
Gene: ppargc1a
Product: peroxisome proliferator-activated receptor gamma, coactivator 1 alpha
Exons: 13
Coding region: 173-2620 (815 amino acids)
Biological process (GO): positive regulation of transcription by RNA polymerase II
Cellular component (GO): nucleus
Molecular function (GO): RNA binding; transcription factor binding
Source: RefSeq, a predicted model, not a curated record